Molecule: messenger RNA, 1614 nt
Organism: Neurospora tetraspora
Lineage: Eukaryota; Fungi; Ascomycota; Sordariomycetes; Sordariales; Sordariaceae
Product: Mob1/phocein
Exons: 3
Coding region: 94-1485 (463 amino acids)
Cellular component (GO): cytoplasm
Source: RefSeq, a predicted model, not a curated record
GCUGGUCCAGUGGCCUCGUUUGUAGCUGUCCAGCUUCGCGUUUCAACUUCACCCAUUCCAUCCAGCAUCGCGCCCAAAUAACGAAGCACCAUCAUGUCGCUUCCUCCAAGCUCUCCUCGGCUCCCAAGCCCGCCGCCUGCCCCCGAGAUCCAGAUUGGUCCCAAAUCGCCAGCCAUGGGCCCCAUCGCCAACCGCCAGGCGCAGCAAUACGAGAUGCCUACGAUAGACCUACUAUCUCAUCGUCGCAUCCAUCCGGGCACCAAGGCCGCCGAUAUGGCUGCCGGCCCUCCGUUGGUUCCUUUGCACCAGCUCGACUCGGCCUUCCAACUCCAGGAGCACUUGGCAGCACUCCAUUGGCACCAUACGGCCGGUAACACAACUCCCAUCACAAGGGAGACAGCCAAGAUUCUUGCGACGCCCCCUGCUCAUAUCGACAAGACGGUCUGGUUGUAUGAGCUUUGCCGCUUUUUGAUCACACAAUGCAACAACCUCAUUGUUGGUUUUCUGUUCGAUGAGCCGCCCUGCAGCGCAGCCACCUGCCCGGAGAUGCGUGCUAGCGAGUGGCAGUUCUUAUGUGCCGUGCAUGAUGCACCCAAGAGCUGCUGCGCAAUCGACUAUUGCUGUCACACCCUUGAUUGGGCGGCCAACACUGUGACCAAUCCCAAGUAUUUCCCUAGCCGCUUCUUCGUUGACACCCAUGACAAGAAUCUGGCUUUGAGACACUUGGUUAAUAUCUUUCGCCGCCUUCACCGCAUGUUUGCCCAUGCGUGGUUCCAACACCGCAGCGUUUUCUGGGCUGUCGAGGGCCAAACGGGCCUUUACAUCUUUUUCAAAACCGUUUGCGAUCACUUCAAGACUCUCCAACACGAGAACUUCCAGCUUCCUCCCGAGGCCGAGGGAUUGGAGAGCACGACCACUUCAUCAGGCGACGAUGAGGUUCCUCAAGUCGUGAUAGAGAAGCCCAAGACACAUCAACCUGGGGGGUCCGUUACUUUUGCGAAGCCUCCGGUGAUAGCAAGCCGGGGGACACCUGUUGGGGAGCCCGCUGAUGAUGAUAGUCUCAAUACUGCCGCAAUGAGGACCAAUACGAGGCGGCAUAUUAAGAGCAGCCCUUCGGUUGGCAGCGCCGUGACUACUGUUCCGGAAGCGGAGGAGGAGGAUGGCAGCAGCACAGCGAACUUGAGAGGGAAAUCAAAGGUCGCGCACAGAAGGGUUCCCGAAUUGGAGCCGGCCACGGAAGAAGAGAUGGAAACAGACAAUAUUCCCGUCAUUGUGUACCAUGGAACUACAGAGCCGCAGACGCCCCAUCAGCCAGCGGGUGAAGCCGAAACGACGGAAACCGAAGAUUCGACACCCGCCGAUACAGCACAAGCGCUCAAGAGCCUGUACAAGAGGGCGAACCUACAUCUGAAGAUCAGCCGACAGAGGAAAGCACUCCUGACGAGUCCAAAGAGGAAUCAGCAGAAGUCGGCGAUGAUGAAGUAAGAGAGCGAGGCAACGAGCAAGAAGAAAGCCCUGAAUCAGCGGGUGUCACUGCGCAUAAUGAGGUCGCAACAAGUGCAAUCCCAACAUCAGUGUUGGAGUCGGAAGAUAGUGAUGUUGAUACGCCAGAAU